AAACUCACUCCAUUUUCUUCUUUUAGUACCACACUCCUUUGAUUGGACAAUGAACAAACCAGAUAAACAUAAGGAGAAGCUUUUGCAUUGGCAGAUUCAUUCAGAGAAGAAAAUGAGUACAGCAAGAUUCAUCAAGUGUGUCACAGUUGGGGAUGGAGCAGUGGGAAAGACAUGCAUGCUCAUUUCCUACACCAGCAACACUUUUCCAACGGAUUAUGUCCCGACAGUAUUUGACAACUUCAGUGCUAAUGUUGUGGUGGAUGGGAGCAUAGUGAACCUUGGAUUAUGGGACACUGCCGGACAGGAAGAUUACAACAGGUUAAGGCCUCUGAGUUACAGAGGAGCUGAUGUGUUUUUGCUGGCCUUUUCUCUCCUAAGCAAGGCCAGUUAUGAAAAUAUCUACAAGAAGUGGAUACCUGAACUAAGACAUUAUGCUCCUAAUGUGCCAAUUGUGCUUGUUGGAACAAAAUUAGAUUUGCGCAAUGACAAACAAUACUUGAGUGAUCAUCCCUCGGCAACACCAAUAACAACUGUCCAGGGGGAGGAAUUGAAGAAAAUGAUUGGAGCAGUGACUUAUAUAGAGUGCAGUUCCAAAACUCAACAGAAUGUGAAGGCGGUUUUUGAUGCGGCAAUAAAGGUAGCUUUGCGGCCUCCAAAACCAAAGAAAAAGACUUGCAAAAGAAGAAAAUGUGCUAUCCUUUGACUUGGGCAAAAUUUUGGCUUGAUAAAUUGGAACUAUACACACCUUCAACAUGAUUUUGUGUUCUUAUGAUCGUAAUUCCAAAGUAUAUAUGAUGUCAUCUCCAAUGAAAUAACAAGUCAUUUUGGAUUCACAUUGUAGCUAGCAUUUCUGACUGGCGUAUCUCAUUAUUCAAUCACCAUAUUAUAUCCAGAAGAUGCGAAAUGAUCCUAGCUAUAGCAUGAAGUUGUUGUAAGGAAUUUUUAGGCAAUUCAGUUCAAUGAAUCGAGCUGGGUUUGAUGGAACCUAUUUGCUAGGUUACAUCGAAUCCAGAUCUGGGUUCUGUAGAACAUGGAAGGAAGAAAAACAGUAACCGAUGGGCAAAGAUGGUGAUGUGAGACCCAUUUGGAUGUAUUUGGCACGAUUUUGCCAGGUAGCAUGUGACAUGGCACAUGUCAUCACUUUUUUAAGUUUUGCUCUCCACAUCAUCAAAAAAAAUAUAAAAAAUGCCACCUAAG
Messenger RNA from Rubroshorea leprosula, 1197 nucleotides. The record is from the annotation of a GenBank genome assembly. Lineage: Eukaryota; Viridiplantae; Streptophyta; Magnoliopsida; Malvales; Dipterocarpaceae.